AUGUACGACCAUAUUUUAUAUUUUUCCUUAUUAUUAAUUAUAGGUAUUUCAACAACCUUGGCUGUUACUACGAAUGAGUCAAAGGUUUUGGAAUUUUCCAAUCAUGGUAAUAAGCACGUAGUGCUUACCCAGAUACAUAUGGAUUUAGCUCACUUUGAAAAUCACACAAUUCCAACAAAUAUAGAUAGUUGUGAGAGUCCACGUAAUAUUUCAUGGCUAGAUACAUCAGAUCUCGAAGUUUACUGUAGAAAAAAAAAAAUAAGCAGCAACUCAAUUUCUCUCUCAAAUAAGCCUGCUAAUAUAUCUAAAUGUGAAUCUUUACACCUCAAAAUGGAAAAAAAGGUGUGUAAGCACCGAAAUAUUGUCAAUGAAGUAUAUCAACUUGGUUAUGAUUUCUGGAGAUCUACCUAUUGGGGUGGUUGUAACACUGAAUAUGGAAGUAGUGGUGGUUUAUACUAUAAGUACUAUCAUGUUGAAGGGGAUUGUAGCCAUCCCAUUGACCAGAAAACAGUAAUUGGUGCUAUUCAAUAUACUAUCAAGGAAUUAGAUGAUGGUAAGAUUCGUAAGACAUAUUUUAUUCUUAUAAAACAUCAUGGUACUUGGAUUGGGACAAUGGUUAUAGGUUCUUCAAUUCAAGCGUGGUAUAGUAACAUCGGAUCGAGUGAAUAUAAGGGAUGUUGGGAUAAUGGAUACAAUGAACUGCAUUCUCCUUUCAGUUGUGAAUCUAAGAAGGAUGGCUCAUCAUUGUGA
This is a messenger RNA of Maudiozyma saulgeensis, 750 nucleotides long. The record is from the annotation of a GenBank genome assembly. NCBI's taxonomy places the organism in Eukaryota, Fungi, Ascomycota, Saccharomycetes, Saccharomycetales, Saccharomycetaceae.